Molecule: messenger RNA, 420 nt
Organism: Lasiosphaeria miniovina
Lineage: Eukaryota; Fungi; Ascomycota; Sordariomycetes; Sordariales; Lasiosphaeriaceae
Product: histone H3-like protein
Exons: 3
Coding region: 1-420 (139 amino acids)
Cellular component (GO): nucleosome
Molecular function (GO): structural constituent of chromatin; protein heterodimerization activity; DNA binding
Source: RefSeq, a predicted model, not a curated record
AUGCCUCCCAAACAAAAAUCCGCCAAAGUAUCCAAGGCACCAAGGAAGAGCGGCGCAAGAGCAAGCGACGUCCAACGCGACCCGGUCCCGCAAGGCCGCAAGCGGAGAUACCGUCCCGGCACGCUGGCGCUGAAAGAAAUACGACGGUACCAGGCCAACACAGACCUGCUACUCCUGAAGCUUCCGUUUGCGCGUGUUGUUCGAGAGAUUGCCCUGCAAUGCCGGCCCAUGGGCGAGGAAAUGAGGUGGCAGUCGCAAGCCAUCCAGGCGCUCCAGGAAGCCGCCGAGGCCUUCCUGGUCCACCUCUUCGAGGACACCAACCUAUGCGCCAUCCACGCCAAGCGCGUCACCAUCAUGCAGAAGGACAUCCAGCUGGCGAGGCGGAUCCGCGGAGUAUGGGGAGGCGCCGGGUGGAUCUAG